Calliphora vicina (urban bluebottle blowfly) is the source of this 1922-nucleotide messenger RNA. RefSeq names its product Tetraspanin 66E (gene Tsp66E). The record is from RefSeq and is a predicted model, not a curated record. Bases 254 to 1063 code for a protein of 269 amino acids. NCBI's taxonomy places the organism in Eukaryota, Metazoa, Arthropoda, Insecta, Diptera, Calliphoridae. Gene Ontology annotation, cellular component: plasma membrane. The transcript is spliced from 7 exons.
UUUCUAUUCAAAAAAAUAAAAAAAACAUUAAUAACAAAUUUAUAAUAAAAAACUCUUGCUUUUGGAUUAACUCAUCAAAAGGAUUUCUUUAUAUUUUUUCAUAAAUUAAAGAUAUCACCAUAAACGUCGUAACGUAAUCACCUGAAUUACAACAAACCAGAAAACGAACCUCUUUUUAAAGCGGUCUCGCGCGCGCUUGUUCCAAAAAAUAAACACAGAAAUCUAAACAGCAACGACAAAUCAGGCUACAAAAAUGGGAUCCGAUUGUGGUGUUUGGAUUGGCAAAUAUGUGUUGUGCAUAUUUAAUUUUCUAUUUUUUAUCCUUGGCACGAUAGUUUUGGGCACCGGUAUAUGGCUGGCCGUUGAUAAGGCCUCUUUAAUAGCUUUAUUGAAAAUGGUCGAAAGUGAAAAUAUUAAUCAAUUUACCCAACCACAGGUUAUUGAACAAAUGGCUUAUGUUCUGAUAGCCAUUGGUGGCAUAAUGUUUUUAAUGAGUUUCCUGGGCUACUGUGGGGCCAUACGUGAAUCCAGAUGUUUAUUGACAACGUAUGGCGUUUUCAUGAUUUUACUAUUGAUUGCUGAAAUCGUUGCCGGUGGCUUGGCGGCAUUUUACAAAGAAACGGCACGCAAUGAAAGCAAAGGCUUUUUACAAUCAACCAUUACCAAAUACUAUACAACUGCCGAACAUACCGAUGCUGUUACUCUAAUGUGGAAUCAAAUGAUGAGCACUUUUGGCUGCUGUGGCGUUGUGGACUAUCGUGAUUUUGAAACAUCAUCGGGUUGGUUAAAUGGCAAAGGUAAUCGCACCAUGCCCGAGGGCUGUUGCCGUUUGAAGGAUAUUAAAAAUUUAAUACCCGAAGAUGAGAGUUGUGUGACAAAUCCUAAUGAAACAAAUAGUUUUUAUUUAAAGGGCUGCUAUGAUGUAUUUACUGAAUGGAUUAUAUCCCAUCGUGAAAUAAUAAUUGCUGUUUUAUUCGGCGUGGGUCUGGUACAUCUGUUGGCCAUUUUCUUGGCCUUUUGCCUUUGCAAAUCCUUUGCCAAAUAUCACGGCAUGAGACUGUAAACAUAAAUCUUCCCUAAUAAAUCAUUUUAUAUUAUUUACUUAGUAGCAAAAAACAAGGACCAUUUACAUAAAUAUUUAAAAAAUUAUAAAACAAAAGUCAAUAAUAAAUUAAUUUUUUGAAUUGUUUGCAAAAGGACUUGUUUGUUUAAAAGAACAUUUUUAAUAAAUUGUGACAUUUCCCUACACAUCCUAUAGCAAUUAAACAAGUCCUUUUUUGAAAUUAAUAUUCUUAAAAUAAAUAUUGUUUUGUUAUUAAAAAGACAUUCCAAUUUUAUUUGUAUAUCUUAAUAAAAUCAUUUAUUUUCGUUAAGUUUUAUUACUUUUUUAUCUUUACUAAGUUUUAGUAAAUAUCUAUUUUUUUGUUUUUUAUUUUUACUAAAACUGUCGUUUUGUAUUAUAACAAUUUUCCACUCUUAAACAUCACAAUAAUAUUUUUUUUUUAUAUUUUAUAUAUUAUAAAUUAUAAUUUUACUUUAUAAUUUUAAUUAUUUUUUAAUGUAAAAAAAACGAAAAAUGAAAACUUUAAACAUUUAUCAGAACCAAUUAUAGAUAUUUGAAUUCUAGUUUAGUUUGUUAAAACGAAAAAAACUCUUUUUAAUACUAAAUUUAUUGUUAAAUUUUCUUAUUAUUUUUUUAAUAAUUUUUAAGUUGUUUUACUUUUUGAUGAAUUAAAAUUUUAUAAAAAAAAUCAAUUGAAAAAAAUGUUUGAAUAGUUUGUAAUGUAUUUAAAAGAAAAAAAAAACAAGAAAUGAAAUGUAAAAUUUUUUAUUGCAUUUUAUCAGUUUUAAAAUGUAUAAAAAUUUAAAGAAAAAAUUUAGUUAAUAAAUAAUUAAUUAGUUAAUAAAACCCUAAAAUUAAA